Pecten maximus is the source of this 2180-nucleotide messenger RNA. Its product is annotated as nuclear receptor subfamily 2 group E member 1-like. The transcript has 8 exons. Gene Ontology annotation, biological process: cell differentiation; anatomical structure development; positive regulation of transcription by RNA polymerase II. Lineage: Eukaryota; Metazoa; Mollusca; Bivalvia; Pectinida; Pectinidae. Gene Ontology annotation, molecular function: nuclear receptor activity; zinc ion binding; RNA polymerase II cis-regulatory region sequence-specific DNA binding. The coding region runs from base 405 to 1562 and encodes 385 amino acids. The record is from RefSeq and is a predicted model, not a curated record.
GUCAUUGUUCUGUAUUAACCAAUCGGGUGGUUCCCUAGCUGUUCCAUUACGUUGUAUAACAGGCGGAGUCGUAUACGAGUACCCAGUGUGAAAAGUGUAAACACAGUGAACGUCACAUAGACACAUCACUUGACAGGUCUCUAUCGCUAUAAAGAAAACUUUGUACAUUGUUAUUUAUAGAUAAUAAUUGUCAACAGGCCGUGAAGUUUUAAAUAAGGUUAUUGAAAUAGAAAUAGCUACACUGUGGUGAAUAAUCAACAAUGUUGUCUUAAAACUUUUGUGGAAAUGGACUUAAAUGUAUGAUACAAAGCUGUAUCAUUAAUAGUGUGACUUCACUGACAACAUAUUCUGUGACGUUAAACUGAAUACUAGUAUCUAGAAAACUACGUCUAAGAUUACUUAAGAUGAGCAGCAAAGUCUCUGGAAUAUCAAGUAGGAUCCUGACAGAUAUCCCAUGUGUCGUAUGUCAGGACCAUUCCUCCGGCAAACACUACGGAAUAUACGCCUGCGAUGGGUGUGCUGGAUUCUUCAAGAGAUCUAUCAGACGCAAUAGACAGUACAUAUGCAAAUCAAGAGGUCAAGGUCGAUGUCCCGUGGACAAGACUCACAGGAACCAGUGUCGAGCAUGCAGGCUUGGGAAAUGUAUGGACGCGGGAAUGAAUAAAGAUGCUGUUCAGCAUGAGAGAGGACCUCGCAAUUCAACAAUACGUCGCCAGGUGGCCAUGUACCUAAAGGAGACAAGCGAGUAUGGUGGUUAUAUCACCCAUUCUCCAUUCCGGCCCCCCUAUCUGACAGGUUGUCUAAAUGUAGAGCCGGUAGCAGACGGCAUCACCACGAUUAGUGCUACAGGGCCACCUUCUCCUGUUUCUCCAACCUCAUCCGGUCUUCUAUGUCACCCCACCGCUAAGUACCCACAAGAAAUUAUGCAGGCCUAUUCCAGUAAUCCAGAGGCUGUUUGCGAGGUUGCAGCUAGACUUUUAUUUAUGAGCGUAAAAUGGACAAAGAAUGUUCCCGCAUUUUUGGGCUUACCCUAUAGAGACCAGUUACUACUUCUAGAGGAGGGAUGGCGGGAGUUGUUUGUCCUCGGAGCAGCACAGUUCCAGAUGCCAUUUGAAGCUGGGCCGUUAUUAACUGCUGCAGGUAUUAACACAGAUGAAUCUCCAGCUGAGCAAGUUGUCAAUAUAAUGACAGAGUUAAGAGCAUUUCAGGAAAUCCUUUCAAAAUUCAAAUCCUUGCAAGUUGAUCCUACGGAGUUUGCCUGCCUGAAGGGAAUAGUUCUGUUCAAAACAGCAUUUCCCUCAUCAACAUCAGCAGAUGUGAAAACACUGAGAGACUUCCACACCGUGGCGGCACUACAGGACCAAGCACAAUUGACUCUGAGUAAAUACAUACAGGUUACAUACCCCACGCAGCCAUUCAGAUUCGGGAAGCUGUUGCUACUUCUCCCAACCCUGAAAGCCAUAACCGGAAGCACUAUCGCCGACCUCUUCUUCAGAAAGACAAUCGGAUCCAUCCCUAUUGAACGUCUACUGAUAGAUAUGUUCAAAUCCUCUGACUUUUAAAGACAAUGUCAUUAUCAUUGUUCGUAAUUCUCAUUAGUGCUCAUUGUUCAUUUCAGGUAAUAUUGUUGAUGUAUCGUUUACACAUAAUUAAUUAUAUUUGGUAUAUUCCCAACCAAAUUAUCAUGAUUUACACUGCAAAUUGUUCAUACAAUCCCUAGUCAAAUAAUGCAUGAUUCCAUUCAUAUCAAAACGACAUAUCUAUUAAAUUCUUGUCCUUUUUUUAGAAUUAUUUUGUGGAAAUCGCACGAGAAAACGAAAUACGAAUUCUUAUUCUGACAUCUAUAAUAUAUAGUACGCAACCAACAUUUCUAACAAGUUGAUAAUAUGAGCUCAGACAGUGUGUUUAAGAUGAAGCAGUUAGGAAAUGUAAUUAUGUGGGUUUUUUUUCAACGGCUACAGCCACACGCUCGGCAAAUAUUCUAACGCUUUCGGAAAUGACGAGAAAAAUCAGGUUAUUAAGCAUUAAUUAGGAGUUUUGCAAUGAUAUCUCUUACAAUCAUUGAAUUGGAAUAAAAUAUCAUUUUUCGAAUGCAACAAAAUAGCAUAAGAAAGUAAACUGUUGGCCAAUAUAUGCCAGGCUUAUGGUGUAGUCGAGGAAUUCUGUCUUUAAAGUUUGUG